Messenger RNA from Saccostrea cuccullata (small rock oyster), 3282 nucleotides. RefSeq names its product A disintegrin and metalloproteinase with thrombospondin motifs 18-like. The record is from RefSeq and is a predicted model, not a curated record. The coding region runs from base 276 to 2366 and encodes 696 amino acids. Gene Ontology annotation, biological process: proteolysis. The transcript is spliced from 16 exons. Lineage: Eukaryota; Metazoa; Mollusca; Bivalvia; Ostreida; Ostreidae. Gene Ontology annotation, molecular function: metalloendopeptidase activity.
CUGUGUAAUUCAUAUCUCAGUAUAUCGACAGCUAUUUAUUGUGGUAGGGGGUUUAAAGAAUAAUAGAACAGGGAAUACGCAAGGAAUGACAAAACAAUAUACCAUGUGAUACAUUUGUUGUUUUGAUGUACUCAUCCAUGACCAUAUUAAUAUUUAAAUACUUAACCGCACUACGAACGGGUGGAAAAGUCGAACUUUUAAAUUACGCAAGCCUAGGAUUUGUUUUAAAUAGAUCACAACUGUUUACUUUUUAACGCUUUAGUCAAGUAUGCGAGAUGUCUCGAGUCCUGAUCGUCAUGUUCGGGAUUGAUUUAGUUCAAGGACUGUUUCCAUUUACGGACUACAAUGUCCGUCUCCAGUUUAAUGAUGUCAAAGUUAAUGUUACACACUUAAGAGACAGAGAAAUACGAUCUGCUGAUUCAUCUGAACAAAGUGUCAUAUCCUUUUACAUCAAAGAUGAAUUAAUAGAAUUCAAACUAACAAGUAACAGGGGAUUACACAAAAACGUGCCAGUAUAUACAACUGAUAAUAAGGGCAGCGUAAAAAUACAGCAUUUAUCACAGCCGGAAAGUAUACAACAGGUCAAAUUUUAUCAAGAUGCUACAAAACAUAGAGCAGCUUUUAUUAUGAUACAAAAUUCUUCCUCGCAAUGCAUGACAGGAGUGUUUUUACACAGAAAAAAUGAGUAUCUAAUUGAGCCAGAACCAAAAGCCUGUUUGUCUGACUCUGGCGGAGAUAUAAAAUACAAGGUUGUACAGUUAGACCAGACACGCCAUACCUUUUCAGAUCCAAUUCUGCCAAGUAUGAACCCAGAAAAUUGGCAGCAUAACACGAGAAAAAGACAUAGGCAUAGGAGACAAAUAAACGACUAUAAAAUAGAGAUGUUUUUUAUCAUUGAUUAUGCCAUUUAUGAAUACUGGUAUACACAGAGUAAAGCAACUGGAACGAGAGAGAGGGAUGAAGAUGCUAAAAAUAACAUAAGACAAUUCUACUCUUUCGUCAUAAAUGGGAUGGACGUUCGUUUUAAAAACAUCCAAACUUCUGCGUUCAAAAUUUCUAUUGUAUUUUCUGGUAUUUAUAUCGCUGACGCACCUUCUAAAUCAGAGUUUACAGAAAAGUUUAAAGUUUCUACAACUUCCGGGAACCAAGUAGACUCCAAUAACGUUCUCAACGCUGUGACGUCAUGGGUUAAAGUAACCCCCGGUCUGCCAAAAUACGACCAUGCUAUGAUGUUUACACGAUACGAUUUUACCAGUAGUGGAUCUGCGGAUACUACAGGACUUGCCUGGCUAGGAACUCUAUGUACAGAUCAAGCUGUCUCAGUGGUAGAGGACCACUUUAAUUUCAACGCCAUCACAGUGGCAGCACACGAGCUAGGACACGGAUUAAGUGCAAAGCACGACGGAGAUGGAAACACCUGCAAUGGUGCUGAUGCUUACGUCAUGGCCCCCAGUACCACUCCUGUGGAUAACCAAAAUCCAUGGAAAUUUUCCACGUGUUCCACAAAUUAUUUCAUCAAGUUCAUCAAUAAGCUUAACCGGAACAAUAAUAACUGUAUGAGUGUCUUAAGUCCAAACUUCAAUCCUGACGCAUUAAAGCAAUAUACAGCGCUCCCUGGUGAGAUAUAUGAUGCAGAUGAACAGUGCAGACGUAUUGUGGGUCCAAACUCUGGAUUAUGUAAGAGUAUAUACAGGCAAAACUUUGCGUCUUUGUGCACAAAAUUAUGGUGCACGAGGGGUAAUGGAAGUAAUGGUUGCGUUUCGGCAGUAGGGGGAGAUGGUAUUCAAUGUGGGAACAAAAAGUGGUGUAUUUCUGGUGUCUGUAAAUUUGAUGAAUGUGCGCCCCCAGGUGACGAAUCUUGUUUGUAUGGAGAUAGAGAGGGUGUUGCAAUCACGUUUAAUGGAGUGGAGACCACGUGUUCCUUUGAAGAUAUAAAGAGAAAUCCAAGCGUUUGCUACUCAGUAAAAGACACUUGUUGUCGACAGUGCAGAAAUUUCUAUACUGGAAUAAUAGGCUGUGAAUAUGGAGACAGAGCAAAAGGCUGUAGUAAGUCCAUUUGUCCAUGGAACCCUAGUCGUUGUUGUGGAACAUGUUUCAAUGGAACAUUGAGUACACCGUCCUAUGAGCCAUCAACAACACAAAAGAUCCUUAAUGUUUGUAAGAUGAGAGUCACAACACCAUCUUCUCCAAGCAAUACAGAAGGGAUCCAUACCUACUUUAUCUACGGUGGUGCAGCUGCUGUCAGUCUGAGUCUACUAAUUGUUAUCUGCAUCUGCAGUAUUUAUCAUAAACGAAAGCAGGAACCUAGAAAGGUUCCGAAGUCCAAACUCCAUGGUUUUUCAAAUCCUGCUAUAGGAUAUAUAUGAAGACUGUAAUAUUAGGGAUCAAUACGAAAUGCAAGAUAUGUAUACCUCAGUUUUUGAUUUCAAGGCAUUAAAAAUCAUUUUAAAUAUGGAAUAUAUUUCAAAAGACCUCCGAUAUUAUAUCGUAAUGUUAUGAUUCACGUACAAAACACAAAACAUUUCUUUUUGUAUAACAAAUCCAGAGUCAACUGUUAUAGAUAAAUAUUUACAUUUGCAAAAAAUUUUCUUAGAUGAACCCAUUGAAGAACUUAUUAGGGGAUCAGAGGUCAUAACAACAUCGAAUAUCACGGCGAGAUGAUAUCUUGCCUACAUAUUUCUGUCACAGUAAAACUGCUUUCUGAACUUCUAAAUUGAUUAUGAUGAAAAGGAUAAAAGAAUUGAAAUAUAUGUUUUUCAUUCAACAAAUAUUUAUUUGAUCUUCCUUCGAUGUGAAAAAUGUUUUGAAUAAUAUGAUUAACCUAAAAUCGUGCUUACCUUUUUUUUUUUUACCAGAAAUACCUUGGAAGGUAUGUUAACUGAUACAGACAAUACUACCACUUUUGAAUUAACGAUUAUUGCUCUUUCAUAAUAAAAAAGAGAUUUCCUGGUUUGGGCAGCUAUAUAAAUAUUGAAAUUUUGGAGUGAGACAAAGUUUCAAUACAAAACAACUUACUUCUAGGUCAUUGGGCGUCACAACAUAGCAACGUGAAACGGCGAACCCUUCGUGUAAAAUAUUCGUCUCAAAUGAAAUAUAGGUAUAAUAUUCAACCAUUAUAAAAAGUUCACUUUGGAGUGAACUUGGUUGGUACGUGAUCAAAUCUUCUGUGAAACCCUUUGACAUUCACAGGAUUUGAUCAACCAAGUUUUCUUCCCAGAGAAAUUUUUAACAUUAUUGUUUAUUUCUUAAAUUAUUUGUAAAUAAAUACAUAAAACAAUGUUA